AUGCCCGACUUGCACAGUCUCCCUGAUGGCUGGGUGCCAGGAAGUGAUAUCUUGCGCAACAAUGGUCCAGAUCACCUUGUGAUCGAGCGAUUCAAGUUGCGAGAACUUGCGGAGGGCUGGCCGUGUUACAGGGACGCAUGCGAGUGGGAGAACUUUGAAUCUAUUUUUCACGAGGAUGCUCACGUAUAUACGACGUGGUCCGGGCGAGUCAAGUACACCGACUUCAUCGCGGGCUCGAAAGCCGGUAUGGACAAUGGAGCAUUUAUUAUGCACCGGUGUCAUGGGACCACGAGCGACAUCACCCCGGACGCGAAGCGUGCAGUCACCAAGAUGAAGGCGACCAUAACACAGAGGUUCGUCAUAGACGGGUGUGAGGUCGACGCAGAGGCGGACUGCCGGUUCAUCUUCUUCUUUGAGAAGAAGAAUGGCCGGUGGGGUGCCCGGUUCGUACGCCACUGGUACGAGAAAGACAAGUUGAUACCCGUCAACCCUGCCAAGGUGCCGGUGCUCAACGAAGAGCAGCUCAGAUCGUACCCUGAUGGGUAUAAGGUACUGGCCUACUGUCAAGAAGCCACCAUGGGUGUUUCGGUUCUUAAGGAUAUGCCUGGUCAUCGGCGCCACGUGGGGACAGCGUCCGGUGACAAGCACGAUCUUCUCUACAGGCAGGCACGUGCCUGGUUGGAAGGAGGUGAAAUAGAAGUCUAG
Diaporthe amygdali is the source of this 705-nucleotide messenger RNA. RefSeq lists its product as uncharacterized. The transcript is spliced from 2 exons. The coding region runs from base 1 to 705 and encodes 234 amino acids. Lineage: Eukaryota; Fungi; Ascomycota; Sordariomycetes; Diaporthales; Diaporthaceae. The record is from RefSeq and is a predicted model, not a curated record.